Mobula hypostoma (lesser devil ray) is the source of this 513-nucleotide messenger RNA. RefSeq names its product Y-box-binding protein 1-like. The annotation marks the transcript as partial. The record is from RefSeq and is a predicted model, not a curated record. Lineage: Eukaryota; Metazoa; Chordata; Chondrichthyes; Myliobatiformes; Myliobatidae. Gene Ontology annotation, biological process: regulation of gene expression. Gene Ontology annotation, cellular component: nucleus. Gene Ontology annotation, molecular function: nucleic acid binding. The transcript is spliced from 3 exons.
CCCAGGGAGAAGAAAGUCAGCGCAACAAAGGUUCUUGGAACAGUAAAUUGGUUCAACGUACGAAAUGGAUAUGGAUUCAUCAACAGGAAUGAUACAAAGGAAGAUGUAUUUGUACAUCAGACUGCUAUAAAAAAGAAUAACCCAGGGAACUACCUCCGCAGUGUUGGAGACGGUGAAACUGUGGAGUUCGACGUAGUGGAAGACGAAAAGGGUGCCGAAGCAGCAAACGUAACUGGUCCCGGAGUUCCAGUCCAAGGAAGCCGAUAUGCCGCGGACAGAAAUCAUUAUCGUCCCUGCAACCUCCGCCACCGAGGUCCGCCACGUAAUUACCAACAGGACAUUGAAGGUGGAGAGAAAGGAGAUGGAGCAGAGACAGCAACGGAUGGAGAAAACCGAGAUUAUCAAAGUCAGCAACAUCGCCCUUCUUACAGAAGACAACGUUACCCACCUUACUUUGGUGGUGAAAUAAAUGAAAACCAAGUUGUUGGGGAAGAAGACUCUCACACUAUUUGA